Messenger RNA from Dibothriocephalus latus, 978 nucleotides. The record is from the annotation of a GenBank genome assembly. Lineage: Eukaryota; Metazoa; Platyhelminthes; Cestoda; Diphyllobothriidea; Diphyllobothriidae.
AUGGAACUGAUAAAACCGGCGGGUGGCCUCGCGAUGUUGCUGGUAUGGGAGCUCGGAGUUCCUGUGCCAUGGAAAUGGGUUGCGCCGCAUCGCAUUCAGGUCGAACGCCUCAUGUGCAUUGGUAGGGGGCCGACUGGUGAAGAUCACUGCGAGUUCCCUAUCUCGAACGCUGCUGAUCAGGCUAUUAAACGUCAGGGCCUCGUCGCCGAGGGGAGGAAAGGCGCGAAAAGAAAGGUGUUCCAACGCAAUGUAGAAGUCGAUAAAAUUGUCGUCCUCGUGUUGGACAAUCAGGGCUGUAUGGGUGACCUCAGCACGCGGACUUCGGUGCUCGGUGCCAUUAAGAACUGUUGCUUCGAAGACAAAUUCCAUGCUGACCUAUGCUCCGACGCCGAUGACCUUUUUAGCAAGCUGCUCUUACGUCUUUGUGGUCCGGAAGAUAAACUAGAUUUGAAGGACAUUCAGAGCCUUUCCCCUGUCCUACAAUCUGUCUACGGCACCGAAAAGGCCCUACGUGAAUCCGAUUCCAUUCUAAAGAACACAAUUUGCGAAGCAUUAUUACAAGCCGUUCCCGAUGGCUGGGGCUCAGGCAUCCUGGUCCAUGUCUACAAGAAGGGAGAUAAGACAAUAUGUGGGAUCUACCGCACCAUAAAUCUUAUAGAUGUUGCUGCAAACAUCUUCGCUAUUGUUCUUAAGCGCUUCCAAUCUGUGCGUGACUCCAGGACGCGGCCCAACCAAGCCGGAUUCCGCGCUGGGCUUGGAUGUGCGGACCAGAUAUUUACACUGAGGCGCAUUCUAGAAUUCUGCCAUAGCUAUCAGCAACCAACGGCCGUCUGCUUUGUCUACUUCGCCGCCGUAUUCGAUUCCAUCCAUCGUGAGUCCCCGUGGCGAAUAAUGGAACUAGAUGGAGUGCCGACCAAACUCAUUGCAAUGAUUAAGGCCUACUAUCGGUCCACCACCGCACGAGUUCUGGUCCACAAC